AUCAGUACCAGUGUGUGAGCUUCUUCUGAAGGUGUCCCCCAGAACUUUCAGCUACUACAUAUGUCUGUGUUAUCUCAUACCUAUAUUUGGGUCAGGAUUGGGUAAUCUGCAUCCUGAGGUUUAGAUUGCCAUAUCACAUUUUUCGCUCUAAUCCUCGGGUUGCAGAUUACCUCCUCCUCACUCAUUCACAAUCAAACACCUCUUCAUUCUUCAGGUAAAUAUCCCAUUUCAGGUAUUGCAUAUUUUGUGCAUGAAUGAAACUCUGGUGUCUGGAACUGGUGCAAAUCACAGGUUACAUCCUUGUCUGUACCCUCUUGGUUUCUUCUCAUACCAGGGCGAGUUGAAACUAUGAUUCUUACAGAGAUCCUAAUACGGCUGACUUGUCUUUACUUGAUCCAUUCUAACUGAUCAUUUGAACUUCUGUAAAUGUAACCAAAGCAAGUAUUCUACGUGUUUGAUAUAUUCCAUUCUGAAUUGUUCACGAGAAGAAACAUAAUAUUCUGGAAAGGAAUGACGAGCCAGAAUUUAUUUGCAUACAAAAUGAGAUAAGUAUGCAAAUCUAUUUUCAGGUUAUGAUCUUUUUGGUGGAGUCUUGGAGUUGCAGAACUCCAACAGCUUCUUCCUUGGUGAGGCUGAAGUCGUUGCCAUCCUUGAAGAUGAGAAACUCCAUCAUCUCCACCCCAAAGAAGAUGAAAGUUCCACGGAGGUGAGUGAUGCAGGAACCAAACUCUUUGCCAACCACGCAGUGCCAUGCUGCUCCAUAGUCUUCAUCAAAUUUCUGUUGCACGAUCCCCAAAGCUUUAACACGGGUGAAAUAUAUAUAAAAAAAAAUUACAUUUCAAAAUGAAGAUAGGAUGAUCUUUUGAACUGAUGCAACAAUAGCAGCAGUCUGUGAGGCCUUGGAGUAGCUCUGAUGCAUGGCUUUGCUUAAAGGCUAAAGUCUUAAAGGUUUUGAUGCAUGAUUCUUGACCCACUAGCAAGUAAAAAGCAUAUUCAAAUAAAAAAAUUUGAUCAGUUCAAAGCAUUAUUCAUUCAGGAGUUUAUUCCCCGAGCUAUUAUUCUAAACACUAUAAAGUAAAAGUUCCAGCACAGUAGCAAGAAAUGCAACCCAGGGAACCCUAACCAUUAAUCAUAUGGAAUCAAUAAAAGUUUAUGGGAGAAAAGUAGCUUUACCUUGUGCAAGAUCAAUAUCAAUGAAAUGGCUCAACUGAGAAACAAACAAGAUCCAUUUUUUCCAUGGAAAAUGAGAUGGGUCUCUCUCUCAUCAUUCUCUCUAUUCAGCUUACAAGUGUGCCAAAAAGGGGAAUCCCAGGUGUAUAACUAUAGGCUCAAAGCAACUCCCUAUUCUGUAAGCAAAAUUGAAAGAGUGUGAUGGGGGCAACAUUAGUUUUGAUACAGGAUUUCACAAUACAAAAGGGUAAGGCUAUAUGCUCUUUCUAACUUAAAUGUGAACCCUAAAGCAUCACUUUACUUUCCCUCCAUCCAUCCAAGAGAUAUAAGAUUCUAGUUGCGACAUAAGGCAGAUCCCUUUUGCAAUCUAUUAAUCAGAAAAUACGUUCCCCACCAAAAGAAAGGUACCUUUCCAUAGAAUUUGACUGUAGACGCAUACCCCAGAAUCUAAUACUUUCAUUUGAAAUGAACAAAGACCAAAAGGAGUUUCUAACAUGAGAGUGAUAAGAAAUUCACCUGUUUGAUAUAAUGAGCAAUGGAUUGGCAAUCAGAAACCUCAUGAAGAUCAAGAGCCUGGUAUGCCAGUUCCAGCACACGCCCUUGCAUCUCCUCUGGCAUGUCUGUCUCCCUCACCACACCCCUCCCUUCCAACAUUCUUAUCACCUCUGCUAGUUUCUAGGCUGGCUACCAAGACUCCUCCUGCCUGCACUUUUUGUUUGCAAAUGCAGAAGCUGGCUGCUCAAAUCAACACAGCUGUAGUAAACAAAAGGAAAUAUCUGGUGUUUGAAGGAACCCUUGAAAUUGUCUGGAUUCCAUUCCAUGACCCAGAAAAGAUUUCAGACCACAUAUUAUUGCAGUUUUGUCACAUUGAGAAGAUGUGUUGAAUCCUUUUGUUCUCACUGCCGCUACCUGGCAGUAAAAUGGGUCCCAUCACCAUGUCCAUGACCAAUUGACAAGACCUCCAGAUAAUAUUUCUCCCCUCUUGGAGGUUCUGCGCUUCUGUUUGUUUCCUGGCAAAUUUCGUAUGGCCAGGAUAUCCCCCCAUUAUGUAGACACGCAAUCUUCUCAAACUGGUGCCACUCAUUGAAUAAGCCAUACAAAAGAAUCUUCCUGAUUCUGCUAGCCCUUUUUUGACCGAACAGCAACGAAAACACAACGGACUUUCCUUGCACAAUCUGGUUAAACUAGCAAGCUCUUCAAAUCAAAAUUCAGAAGGAAGGCAGGACGUAAGAAAUUCCAGCCAGCCAGCCAGCCAGCAAAAUGGAAAAGGGGACAUAAAGAAUAAAGAUUAAAGGAAGCUCGUUUUACCAAGAUCGUAGCUUUUUUUCUCUCAAUCCCCCUCCAAUACUUCUCCAAAAAGAAUCCUCCUUCUACCCAAUCCGAACACCAAGAAAACGAACCCAGUUUUCUCUUCGCUCCCUGAAGUAGAAGUAGAAGUAGCAGUAGCAGUAGCAGUAGUGAUAACUUAUGAAAUGGCCGCUGGCUUCAUUUGUCAGCAGCUCCUGAUCGAGAACACGCCGAGUUCUUGACCCUCCCACUCGUCCGGGUUAAUCAAAUCAAAGGACUCCGAGUUAGCGCUACCCAGCACACGCUCAUAAUUUGCCCUCAUGUACAUUUUACCUCCUCCGGCGACCAGACUCCGUCUGGAAUCACGCCUGCGCCGCUCAUUGGCAGUCAACUCUAGCGAUGGCAGGUUGGGUAUCUGAAUAGGCAAUACUAAGGGUGGCCAUUGGUCCGGUCCGGUCCGGAUCGGACCAAACUAAGGAGAACCACGGUUUAAUGGUGAAAGAUAUUUAACGAUCAAGAACCGGACCAAAAGUGCAUUAGGUCCGGUCCAAAUGUAAAUUCGGUCCAUUUUUCUUCAAUACUUAUGAAAUUCAUAGAAAUAAGGAUCGAACCAUAUUAUAUUCAAUUUGGUGUGAUCCGAUCCAAACAUUGAUUCGGUCCGAUGUGGUCCGGUAUGGACCAACCCAUUGUCCACCCCUAGUCAAUACCCAUUCUUGCUCCCACUAACCAUAUGUUGUGGCGGGUAAUAUAGAGCAUAUAUAAGG
Linum trigynum is the source of this 3221-nucleotide messenger RNA. The record is from the annotation of a GenBank genome assembly. NCBI's taxonomy places the organism in Eukaryota, Viridiplantae, Streptophyta, Magnoliopsida, Malpighiales, Linaceae.